Messenger RNA from Solanum tuberosum (potato), 1141 nucleotides. RefSeq lists its product as uncharacterized. NCBI's taxonomy places the organism in Eukaryota, Viridiplantae, Streptophyta, Magnoliopsida, Solanales, Solanaceae. The transcript is spliced from 2 exons. The record is from RefSeq and is a predicted model, not a curated record. The coding region runs from base 278 to 751 and encodes 157 amino acids.
UCCCCAUGUUCAACAACAUGAUGUCGGAUUCAAUCAAAUUACUCUAACGCUUAAACCCUUCUCCUCUUCCUAUUUUCCCAUCAUUUUCUCCGUCCCUCCUCCUCCUCCUCCUUUCUCCGCCUAAACUUCCGGCCGACGGCACUAACUCCGGCGUGACGUCUGACUUUAAUUUAAUUAACUCAAAAACACUUAGCCGUUGAGUAGUGAAUCAGCCCCCAACACCACCUUUCGUAGUUUCUCCGCCAUUGCUAGUCGCUUGUAUUUUUUCGGUGCAUUUAUGGAAACUUCAAGUGGGUAUCUGAAUUAUCAUCAAAAUUCCUCUUUUGGUUCUUCUAGAAGAGAUGUCUCUUACAGCUGUGGCAGUUGUGGGUACGAGUUAAACCUUAACUCAUCAAGUCGCAAUACUGCUUCCAUUGGAUCCAAGUAUGGGAAGUCCAUUAAGAAAGGGAUGAUCUCCUUCUUGUCCAUUGAUGAGAGCAGAUUUACCCAGGUUGAUGAAUUCAAGUGUGUACCGUUCUUUUUCUCCAAACGUUCUUGGGGCUUGUUCCAGCGGCGAACAAAACUUCAGUGCAGAAAAUGUGGUAACAAUAUUGGAAUUGCUUAUGAUAAUAGUGCUUCUUCUUACCCACUUGUAGCCGAUGCAUCAGAUACAGCCUCUGGUAGUGAAAUAACCACUCAUAGGAAAUACGAUAUCAAAAUCCGCUCGUUGCAACCGUCUUCGUCAGCAUCGGGUACUCCUCUCCCUGAGUGAUAUAUAAUGCCUGUGAAUAAUUCUUCUGUUGAGGAAAGUUUGGCAUGUAUUUAUGAUCAUGCAAUAGCACUUUGCUGAAAUUUUAAAAUUCGAGGUGCUUUUUAGUUUCCCGUUAUAUUACUUAUCAAGUAAAUAAGACUGAUCAGAUUACAGGCUUGGUUGGAGGAUAUGUAUAAUUUUCUUGCUAUCCAUCUCUCAAGAGGUGGGCAAGCGCUCUUUUGGGGGAUGUAGUUUGUAUUUUGUACAUAAGAAACAGGACUGUCAAUGAGGUGUGGAUUUGAAGCAGCUAAGUUUAGCAUUUGUCAUUUUUGAUUGUGUGUUUUGAAUACCUAGCAGGCAAUCUUCAAGCUGUCACAACUUACGUCUAUAAAUUCAUGGCUGCUUGGAUCA